GGCUGAUUACGUGUAUGGCUCGUCUGCGAGGAGGAGGCUAUGCUGUCAAACCCGUCUGUUCUCGCGUCCUGAUAUUGACUAGAAGUCGGAUUUUUGGCUCAAAGAAAAGCGAGCUGUACAACAAAUGGUAUUUCAGUGCUCGUAAGAUGUCAUGGACUUAAAAACCUCAGUCUCACAUUAAGCUGCACUGCGUAAGGAUCAGUCAAGAGAAGCAUAUGAAAAGGACAGAAAUGUUUGCCAAGUUAAAGAAGAAGCUCGCAGAGGAGGCAGCCACUGCGCCACGAAGCGGAGUCCGUAUUCCCCGCACCAUCAGCAAGGAGUCCAUCACGUCAGUGGGAGCAGACUCUGGAGAUGACUUUGCUUCAGAUGGCAGCAGCUCCCGGGACGACAUGCCUGCCCAGCUCCUCAGGAGGAACGAUCAGAUCCGCAAGCUGGAGGCCAAGCUCUCUGACUACGCUGAGCAGCUACGAAUUAUGCAGAAGACUAAGGAGAAGCUUGAAAUUGCAUUAGAAAUGCAUCAGGAUUCAUCAAUAAAGAAGCUUCAAGACCAGAAUGAGGUCCAUCAGGCAAAUAAGGCCAAAAUGGCAGAGGGCAUGACGUUAGCUCUGGACAAGAAGGAUCAGGAAUGGAUGGAGAAAAUUGCAGCAGUGGAAAAGGAGAAAGCAGUGCUGUCAGCACGACUGGACGAGAUGAUGGAGCAGAGCUUGGUGCUCUUCCAAAAGAGGGAUGACCUGGACGAGCUCGAGGGUUUUCAGCAGCAGGAGCUGGCCAAGGUCAAACAUAUGCUGUUGAAGAAAGAGGAGUUGCUGGUCCUGAGGCAGCGGGAAUUCCAGCAGAAGGAAGCAGAGGUCCACUCAGCAAGACGAGGUCUGUCGGAGACUCGAGGGAAACUUAAAGCUCUGGAACAGCAGCACGAGGAGAUGUCCCGACUCAACUCAGAGCUGGAAAUUGAGCGAGAGGAACUGCUGCUGCUCAGAGAAGAGGCCGACAAGAAGCUGAGUGAAAUGGAUGUCCGGUGUGAGGAGCUACAGUCUGUCAUCCAGCAGGUCUCUGAAGACUUCCAGAAGUCGCAGAGUAUGGUCUCCUCAUUAGAGAAGUCCCUUCAUGACCUGCAAGUGGAACACGAUUCUCUCAAGUUGCAACAACAGAAGGCUGCUGUGAAAGGGGAGGACAAGGAUCGCUUGUUGUCAGAGCUGCAGAAGAAAGUCCUCUCUCUGGAGAGACGACUGGAGGGGAACCUGAGCCAGGAUGAGCAUCUGCAGGAGCUGCUCCAAGAGAAAUCCAAUCUGGAGCAGAGGCUUGAAGAGACCAGAGGGGAACUGGUAGCUGUGCGGACAAACCAUGCAGAAACUGUGAGCACUCUGGAGGCGCAGGUUUCCAAGUCGAGCUGCAGCGUAGUUGAACUUCAGACUCUUUUACGGCACAAAGAUGACUCGUCGCGUUCCUACAGGGAAAGAACAGACGCUCAAAUCACCGAGCUGGAGCUGCAGGUCCAGCAGAGCACUCAGAGGCUAAAGCAAGCAGAGACUCAGAACGUAGAAAAACAGCAACAGAUGGAGAAAAUGCAGGGGGAGUGGAACUCCGAAAAAGCGUUUUUGGAUCAGCAGUUGAGUUUGCUACAGAAGCAGGUGGAGGAGAAGCUGCAACGGCUUCAGGAGAACGUCACCUCGUUGGAGGCGGAUAGGAAUGCGGUGCAACACAGACUGGCUGACGUGGAGAAGCAGAGAGAUGAGGCGAGCUCAUUAGUCGAGCAGAGGACCGAAGAGCUGGAGCAGUGCACAAUGGAGCUAAAUAACAGGCAGACCUUGAGCACUGAAAUUGCCAAGGCCCUGGAGGAGACCAGGCGACAGAAGGAGGGGCUCCAAACACAGGUUGAAGAACUGACAGCAUCGCUAGAGACCACGAACCAGGAGUUGCUGACGGCUAAAAAGACACUUGCUCUGAAGGAGGAAGAUGUGGAGACACUGCAAAGUGAGGUGCAGAGUCGACAGGCGGCGCUGGUGCAGCUUCAGCAUGAUCUGGCUCAGCAGCGUGCACAGCACGAGCAGCUGGAACGGGACAGAGACGCGCAGCUCAACAGUCUCCAGCAGGAGCUCCUCAGCCAAAUCCAGCAGCACGACAGCUGCCAGACUCGGAUAUCCUACCUGGAGGUGGAGGUGGAGACGCUAACGGAGCAGCUUCACUGUCCCGCGGUGAUCGAGGGCGAACAGAACGGCAGCGUGACUGUGGAUGAUCUGGAUCACAUUCAGAAGGUCAACAGAGAACUGGAGCAACAGCUCAGCGACAAGAACAGGACCAUCAAGCAGCUGCAGCAACGACUGGCGGAGCUGAAAAGAACACUGCAGAAGGAACUGAAGCUGAAGCCGGAACCAGAAGUCGAAGCAAAAGAGAAGCUUCCAGAGAGUAGAGUGGAAAAGACAGAGCGGGUGUGUCCUGACCCGCCUCCAGCCUCCAGCCCAAGCCCCCCCACCUCCAACACUACGGUGACCAACACCUCAGACUUGAACGAUUCACGAGAAAUCAACUUCGAGUACCUCAAGCACGUCGUCCUCAAGUUCAUGUCGUGCCGAGAAGCCGAGGCCUUCCACCUCAUCCGAGCGGUGUCAGUGCUGCUGAACUUCACACGCGAGGAAGAGGACAUGCUGAAACAGACCCUGGAGUAUAAGAUGUCCUGGUUCGGCUCCAAACCUUCCCCCAAAGGCAUCAUCCGGCCGUCCAUCUCAGGCUCUUCUACCCACUGGAGCUGAUGAUCGUGGAGUGAAGAGAGAGAGGGAACAGAGAUGCACCAGAAGGAGGGUGGAGAGGAGUUGGAUCGGAGCGCCGCCUUGUGUUGGGAAUGACUGCAUGGCAAUCUUUGAAAGAUCAAUCUGCUAGUGAUGCUUCUUGUAUGGAGGUGACUGAAGCCAGAACAAACCCUGGGGGUUCUAUGACCAUCCAAGCACACAACCUCUGGAGACCAAGUCAACUGUAUUGCAGACUAAUCACGGGGGCAAAACACGUGGGACAUUUUUUUGACCAAAAGAACCGAGUUUAUUUGACAGAAUAUUUUUAAUCGGAACACUCUACUAAUCCACCGCACACAGUUUUGUAUCUUUCCAUCUAUUUUUCUAUCUCGCAUGUGGAGAAUCAUACAAAAAAAUCAGUUUUGCUUUUUAAUCAUUAACAUAUAUAUAUAGACAUAAUUGGCUAAAAAGUGAGCUCCAGAGUUCUGAUGCCGACCUCAGCAUGUGUGGACGGAAGGUCCAGUCUGCUCCAGCCUCUCGCCUCCUGGCUGGAUGCAGCCUUCGGUGCAUGAUGGGAUGUUCGUGAGGAACGUCCAGGCUCGCUCAUGUGAAGGAGCGCUGUCUUAAUCCAGCAGUUGCCAUGUCACAGCUGUGGCCUUUUGAGCUGAAUCAUGAUGGAAGUUGGGUAUGGGCCAGACUGAAAACACGAGUCACAUCUGCAACUCUCAGGUUCAGGCUAUCGUUGCUUAACACCCCGAUUGUGAUUUAAAUUAUGCUACCGUAGUACUGUAUCACCCUGGUUAUUUAUGGAUUUUUAUCACUUUGCUGCUCGCGAGAGAGGGUUUAUGUAACAGGGCUUUAAUUUUAGGGAGAGAUGAGGAAGUACUGAAGACAAUAUCCUGACGUUAUGUUUAAUGCCCCUUUAAUUUUGUCUCGUCCAACAAAAGCCAGCCACGCUAUGCUGUGAUGGCCGUUUUAAGGCCUUUUUGAAGUCCAGCUGGGGCUACUGGGGUCAAGGUGAAUAUGAGUGACAUCAUAUGAUGGUGAAAGUUCCUCCACUUGCCUUUAUUAUUGUACAUGAACAUACAUUCCACAUGUAUGUAUAUAGAGACUAUUGUAAAUACUGUAUGCUUUGAGAACUUUGUAACUGAGUGGAUGUUCAUGGUUUGAUGUGACCUCUUCAAUUAUCUUGAAGCCCUGAGCCCAUGUCUGUCUCUAUGUGUCACGUGAUCCCCUCAUAUGUUUUAUCAGAGAGGCCACUACAGGUGUGCAUGCAUGUCCAGUCGUCUGCAGUCGGAAAACGUUUUUAAUCAGAUCGUUUUGUUUUAAUAAUGAUGUCGAAGAGCUCUGGGUGAAGAUGGACUGCAACCUGGAUUUGACUUCAGAUGAUUUGAUAAAGGCCACCACAACUGUUCAUCUUUUGCUACUAAUAAACCUCCGCUGAGUGCAGUCCAA
Synchiropus splendidus (mandarinfish) is the source of this 4178-nucleotide messenger RNA. RefSeq names its product golgin A1 (gene golga1). Gene Ontology annotation, cellular component: Golgi apparatus. Bases 216 to 2747 code for a protein of 843 amino acids. Lineage: Eukaryota; Metazoa; Chordata; Actinopteri; Syngnathiformes; Callionymidae. The transcript is spliced from 25 exons. The record is from RefSeq and is a predicted model, not a curated record.